CAAAUGGCAAGAGUCCACACAUGUGGUAGAAACGAAGCUCAGCUUCAAGAACGCUUACACGAAUGGCAAGCAAAAGGAUUUCCGGUUACCACAUCUGUUUGUGACGUUUCUUCGCCUGACCAACGAGCGAAGCUCAUGGAAACUGUCUCCUCUCUCUUCCAAGGGAAGCUCAACAUACUUGUAAAUAACGCGGGAACCUCUAUAGUAAAGCCUACCACAGAAUUUUCAUCAGAAGACUUCUCAUUUCUGAUGGCUACGAAUCUGGAGUCAGCUUUUCAUCUCUCACAACUCGCGCAUCCAUUGUUGAAAGCCUCGGGCUCAGGGAGCAUUGUGCUCAUGUCCUCCGCUGCUGGGGUUGUGCAUAUGAGCGUCGGAUCCAUCUAUGGAGCAAGUAAAGGAGCAAUGAAUCAGCUGGCUAGAAACUUAGCUUGUGAAUGGGCAAUUGACAACAUAAGGGUCAACUCAGUUUGUCCGUGGUUUAUCACAACUCCUUUAGCUGUCAGCCUUUUUCGAAGUGAUGAAAAUAUUAAAGAAAAAGUGGAGAGUAGGACACCGAUGCAACGUGUUGGAGAAGCAAACGUCUCGUCGCUUGUGGCAUUUCUCUGUUUGCCUGCGGCUUCGUAUAUAACAGGUCAAAGCAUUUGCAUUGACGGAGGUGCCACUAAUGGCUUCUCUUUGCCUUAAAACACAUUUAUAUAUUAUGAAAGACUUAAAACCAAAACAUUCAUUAGAUUUUCAUUUUCUUAAUAAACUAUGUAAUUUGAUGAAAAUUAUUAAACACAUAAUUUAAACAUGUAUUUUUUUUCUUUUUA
This is a messenger RNA of Brassica napus (rape), 812 nucleotides long. RefSeq names its product senescence-associated protein 13. Gene Ontology annotation, molecular function: oxidoreductase activity. Lineage: Eukaryota; Viridiplantae; Streptophyta; Magnoliopsida; Brassicales; Brassicaceae. The record is from RefSeq and is a predicted model, not a curated record.